Messenger RNA from Drosophila novamexicana, 545 nucleotides. It is a transcript of the gene Polr2D, whose product is annotated as DNA-directed RNA polymerase II subunit Rpb4. Gene Ontology annotation, biological process: mRNA export from nucleus in response to heat stress; nuclear-transcribed mRNA catabolic process, deadenylation-dependent decay; positive regulation of translational initiation. Lineage: Eukaryota; Metazoa; Arthropoda; Insecta; Diptera; Drosophilidae. The record is from RefSeq and is a predicted model, not a curated record. Gene Ontology annotation, molecular function: translation initiation factor binding; nucleotide binding. The transcript is spliced from 3 exons. The coding region runs from base 91 to 510 and encodes 139 amino acids. Gene Ontology annotation, cellular component: RNA polymerase II, core complex; P-body.
AAAAAAGCGGCAUUGCGAGAAAACAAAUCCAAUCUGUUGAGAAAUUGUUUAGUAUAUUAAAGCACAACACAAAAAGCAAAGUAAGCCAGCAUGUCGUUCAUGAACCCAGUCGAUAUGGUGGAUGAAGAUGCCGCGGACUUGCAGUUUCCCAAAGAGUUCGAAAAUGCCGAAACGCUGCUCAUAUCGGAGGUGCACAUGCUGCUCGAUCAUCGCAAGCGCCAAAACGAAUCCGCCGACGAGGAACAGGAGUUCUCAGAGGUCUUUAUGAAAACCUACGCAUACACAGACAGUUUCCGCAAGUUCAAGAACAAAGAGACCAUUAUGUCCGUGCGCAGUUUGCUUAUGCAAAAGAAACUGCACAAGUUCGAGCUGGCCGCGCUGGGCAAUCUGUGCCCGGAGGCGCCGGAGGAGGCCAAGGCAUUGAUACCCUCACUGGAAGGUCGCUUUGAGGAUGAGGAGCUGCGCCAAAUACUUGACGAUAUCGGCACCAAACGCAGCUUGCAAUACUAAUUUCGCUAAGUUUUGUAGAAAAAGAAUUAUUUAAA